AUUCUAUACCAGAUUCCCGAGCUAUAACCACCUGAUGGCCUUCUGGUCUUUGAUUGAGCCUUCAAUUCAUAAAAUGGUUCGUGUUACAAGAGCGAUAUCAGCUGCCAAGAGGAAUGAAGAAGUGGUUACACACGCACGUCCAUCAACGAGACAGCUGCUUCAGCCAAUUGACGAGUUCUUUCUUUUUCUAUGCUUCCUGUCGGUGGGUUUGAAAGAGAGGGACCUUGCAAACCGCUUCAACGUACACCAGUCCACUGUGAGCCGCAUCAUUGCAACAUGGACAAGUUUUCUUACAACUUUAUUGGGGUCACAGUGCAUCUGGCUUACACCUGCAGAAGUUCAAGCCCACCUCCCAGAGGCAUUCAAAGAUUUCCCAGACACACAGGUGAUCCUGGAUUGCACAGAGCUGAGGUGUCAAACACCAUCCUCACUCCUCCUCCAAAGUGAAAUGUAUUCUACAUACAAAUCUCACUGCACCAUGAAAGCCCUGGUUGGCAUAGCCCCACAUGGCGCAGUGACAUUUGUUUCCAGUCUGUAUGGUGGUUCUGUCAGCGACAAGGAGAUUUUCAAACAAUCUGGAAUAGCUGCGUUGUUGACUGAAAACAUGGCAGUGAUGGUAGAUAAGGGCUUCCUGAUCAGCGAUUGCUGCAAAUGCAAGGUGUACUGCCCACCUUUUCUGUCACAGCAGAAGCAAAUGCCAGCCUAUCAGGUGAGGGAGACACAGGCCAUUGCCAGACUGAGGGUUCAUGUGGAGCGUGUCAUUAGGAGGAUAAAAGAGAACAAGCUUUUUGAUGGUGUCAUCCUCCUGUCCCAUGCCUACAACAUCAACCAACUGUUUGCAGUAGCAUGUAUGCUGUCAAACUAUCAGAACAAAGCACUGGUCAAGAAAUGGGUGAAAUAAGACAAGAUGAUGACACCUGUGCAGGUAGCUGUGAUUAAGCUGGGUGAGCACACCGUAAUCCCGUGUUGCCUAACACACGCUAGUGUUUUGUUUGAAUAAAUGGUAAAUUGCAAA
Trematomus bernacchii (emerald rockcod) is the source of this 1015-nucleotide messenger RNA. RefSeq lists its product as uncharacterized. Bases 35 to 901 code for a protein of 288 amino acids. The record is from RefSeq and is a predicted model, not a curated record. The transcript is spliced from 3 exons. NCBI's taxonomy places the organism in Eukaryota, Metazoa, Chordata, Actinopteri, Perciformes, Nototheniidae.